Molecule: messenger RNA, 4019 nt
Organism: Bombyx mandarina (wild silkworm)
Lineage: Eukaryota; Metazoa; Arthropoda; Insecta; Lepidoptera; Bombycidae
Product: fasciclin-2
Biological process (GO): axon guidance; dendrite self-avoidance; homophilic cell-cell adhesion
Cellular component (GO): plasma membrane; axon
Molecular function (GO): cell-cell adhesion mediator activity
Source: RefSeq, a predicted model, not a curated record
GGCAAGUUUACAUUGGACGUGUAAGAUCGCGCACGCAUUGCUCGCGACAACGAAAAAAAAAAUUGUUUCGAUUGUCGAACGUAUUUGAAUUAAAGGCGGGAACUAGAAUGUGUUCUUGAUUUUUUUUAUCUGUUGUUUAUUUCUGUUACCUAUAUUAAAAUAUUGUGUUUUGGUUUCUUUACAAUGUUUGGUACGGUGUCGAGUAUUAUUAUAUCAGUGAUCAUUGCCGUGUUUAUCGGGUCGAAAGACUGUAUCGCGUGCUUCCGGAACGAUGAGCACAAAACCAACAUCAUUCCGACGGGGAGUUCAUUUUACCAAGAGUGUCAUUGUUCUGAACCCGGAUAUAAUAUGCAAUACCUAAAAUGGACAGACAUAAACAAUGAAAUCAUCACUGCAGGACCAGGUACAGAUUCGUUGAUUUACGUCGAAAAACAAAGCGACGGUCUAAAUAUUCACAUUCCAAAGGUCAGCAAAUCAAUGUCUGGAGCUUACAAGUGCAUAACAAAUUUCGAAGGGCAACAAUAUGUUCAAACUCAUACAAUAGAAGCAUAUGAUCCAUUGUACUUUAUUAAUGCUGCAGAAGUUCAGCAUAUUAUGGAAUCGCAAGAUUCACGAAUCAAUUGUGAAGCACGCGGUGAAUACCCUCCAUUAAUUACAUGGCACAAAGGAGAAGAGAACGCAUUAGUUGAAAUUCAAAAUAGUGAAAAAUAUUCAAUCACAAAGGAAGGGUUGAUAGUAAGAAACGUAACUACUGAAGAUGGUGGAACAUAUAAAUGUACAGCAAUGGUUAUGGUCACAGGGGAAGAAGUUGAUAGAUUUAUAAAAGUUGAGGUUAUGACCGUACCAAUAAUUCAGGACAUUAUUGGUAUCCCUAAUACAAUAGUCAUGUUAGGUUCAAAGCUUUCAGUUGAAUGUAUAGCGGAGGCUAAACCACAACCUGAAUAUAUUUGGAAUAAAGUGUACACGGGUCCGAACGAUGAAGGGAAUCAAACAUGGAAGCAAGUAGCUAAUACAUUAAUAUUUGAUGAUAUAAAGGGUUAUGAUGCUGGUUACUACGAAUGCACUGCGUACAAUAUGGCCGGUAAUUCUACUAGUGGUGCACUAAUCGAGGUACUAGUUCCACCAGAAAUAUUUGGUUUUGAUAACAUGACUGCCGAGGAAGGGACCAAUAUCAAAAUCGCCUGUGAAGCUCUGGGAAUUCCGAAACCCAACAUCACAGUUACAACGAGUAUAUUUGAUUCCGACGAAAAUGGAGAAAAACAUACUGAACUACCGUUAGAUUGGUCAUUUGUUGUUGAGCGAUAUCAUAAAGGAGUUUACUAUUGUAAUGCGAUUAAUGAAGUUGGUAAUGCAUCGAAGACAAUGUACUUGACAGUUUUACAUAAACCGUACUUUGAGUAUCCUACCGAAGAUCUCUGGGGUUGGAACGGUAAAGUUUUCAAUUUGAGUUGCUCCCACGAAAGCGAACCUCCUUCUGUUAUAUCUUGGAGAUUUCAAGGUAACGAGAUACCGACAGCAGAACAAGUCGAGUUAAACAAACAGCUAAUAGAGAAACUAAACAAUGCUCAGGAACAAUACCUUCCUGUAAAUAUUGACGAAAACUUUUUAUACGGAGUUUACGAAUGUGUUGCUAAAAACGCUUACGGUGAAGCAACGAAGACGAUCACUUUGAAGAAAGGCUUUGUACCUUCCGUCGUAAACAACGUUACAAUCGAACAACAAGCGGCAACAUCAAUAACCUUUUCCAUACAAGAGCCAAGUGAAUACGAAGGUCCCGAGGUAAUCGGGUACACCGCGGAAUACGACCAGGCGGCCAACUAUGAAAUAACUCACAUACAUCUAAACAGAACUUGGGCUAUAAAUAGACCGUUCAAAUUAGAAAAACUGAAGCCGAAUACAACGCAUCACGUGAAAUUCGCUGCUAUAAAUGAAGCGGGCACCGGACCUUGGAGUGAAACACUAGUUUUUGAAACCCUUGAAAGAUCAGUACCAGAGCCUCCGGUCCUAGACUCGGAUUACGUGCAAAUUGAGAGCCCGGACAACGUACUGAAAUGGAAAGCGCCCGCAGACAAUGGAGAUUCAAUCGACUAUUACGCCGUACGAUAUUGUCCAGUGGACGAUGAUUCAGACGGUGAGCUGUGCGGAGAAGAACGUAUUGGAGAAAACACUGAAUUCAAUUUGAGUAGUUUGGAACACAACACGACUUACUUCGUUGAGAUCAUAGCGCAUAAUGCACAAGGAAACUCCACGCCCUCAAAUAUCACACUAAUAACUGCAGCGCUAUCGACACACAAUACUUUGGGCUUAUUGUCGGCCGGAGCUAUAAUAGGCAUAGCUGUAGUUGUAGUUGUCAUAUGUUUAGUUUUACUAGACUUAGUGCUUUGUGCUUGGAGGAAGCAGGGUAUCAUUGCGACGUGUUGCUCGAAGAAAACCAAAGACGACGAGUUGAAGUCACGCGAUGAAAAAGGUCUUUUGAGAGACAACGGUGAUUUAGAGGACUGUCACAAGAGGCCAGACAAAGGUCACAAGGAAUACGAGUACAAUAAGAGCACGGGGAUUAUCACCGGGAAGCAUUCCGCUGUUUAAUUUAUUCCAUAUAUUUUAAUAUACAGUUGGAGUUAAUUAAUGUAAUGUCCGAAUUCAUCGAGUAAAAUUCCAUAGUCAUUUAAAUAUUUCUGUGUUCAAUAAGAAAUAAAUAACAUGCCAAAAAAAAUUAAUAUUACUUUCACAUUACGAUGAUGAACGCAUGCUCGAAUUCAUUCGUACAUAUCAAAGGGAAUCGAAUUCGUUUUCAAUUUACGGGUAUUUUUGCAUGAGAGCAUUUUUACAUAUUAAUUAACAAUCGUAUUACAUAAUUUCCCAGUAUUGACUCUCAUGUACGCUACAAAUAUUUUAAAAAUAUUUUCACGAGCUCUUAGCGUUCAUUAAAAAGCCAUUAAAGGUAUAAUAAUGAUCGAUGCGUGGGCAGAAACUCGGCCACCGAAUGCAUAUAUUGAAAACUCGAAAUAUUGUUCACAUAGUUGAAUAUUAAAAAUGCAUUGUGGGUAUCCUUAAGAAAAUUAAUACAGAUUAUAUUCAAUGUUGAAUGUACAAAGAAAGGCCAAAUGAAAUAGGAUUCUUCAGUUAUUCCAAAUAUGAGUUAAGUUAAUUUAAUGUCCAUAUUUUUUUUUAUUAAAGAUGAUACAUACUAUUUAAUUCGUCAUUAAGAAAUAUCACACAAAUAUGAAAUAAUUUAAAGUAAUGCUGUAAAUCUAAUAUAACUAUUUUUAAGAAAUUCAACUAAUUUAGUACAUACUUUACAUAUUUUUGAAGUGAAAUUUCUUUGAGCGCGUUGAAAGUAAAAUUUAACUCGCGACAGAUUCGUUACGGCUAGAGAGAAAAGAUACCGCUUAGAAAGAGCGAGAGUGAGAAAAUAGACAGAGCGUCUCGCGAACCACUACACCGUAGAAAGAGCGAAAGGGCAAAGCGAACUAGGUCGUUUCUCUUAUACACAGCGUUCCCUAUUACAAGGGAAAUUUGAUUUAAGAAUAAAAGAUAAAGAAAACCACAAUAUGUACUACUCAAAAGAAAUUUCACUUCUUUCACGUGCACUAAGUUGCGCGCACAUCAUUUUCUUUUUUCGAUUUAGUUGCAUUUUUUUUGUACCGGUUUAUAAAUCAAUACUAUCUGCUUUUAAAAAAUAGCACUUUAAUUAAAGCAUAAACUAAUUCAUUUUGAUUGAAACUCUGGUCUUGGAAAUGAACUGAGAUACAGCAUUGUUUUUUUUCUAAAUUAAAGAUGUCUGGUUAGACAGUAACCAUGUUUUUUUGGUAAAAUUUUGGUGAUUUUUUUAAUGAACCUAUAUCAUGACAAUUUGCAAUUAGUGCAAUUAUUUUGCUAGAGAGGAAUGUUUUAGAAUGUUAUAUCAUUAAUAGAAUAUAUUAAAAUGUUUUCAAUUGUCAACCAAAUGUUUUAAACAUUAAAAUAGUGUUACGCUUUCUACCAAAGAUGCCUUCUUAGUCUAUUUAUGUUGUAAUAAA